AUGUCGUUCUCGUGUAGCGUUUUCUGGCGUGCUAUAAUGGCACCGCACUUUUUGCCUCCUCCUUUCAGAACUACCGUUGUGCUGCUGCGGCUGCCGGAAGGCAAGGAGCAGGUUCUGAUCGCCGACUUUUUGCAGCAUGCCUCAGUCCCCCGAACAGCCUGCGCAGCGCUUCGUAACCACACCGACGACCGAACACGCAUACUUUGCGAUGACGGCAGUUUCAUGAACGGCAAAUGGCUGUUUAACGGAGACUUGACCAUGGGCUACAAGCGAACGGCAGCAGAGUCGUGA
This is a messenger RNA of Soboliphyme baturini, 291 nucleotides long. Lineage: Eukaryota; Metazoa; Nematoda; Enoplea; Dioctophymatida; Soboliphymatidae. The record is from the annotation of a GenBank genome assembly.